AUGGCGGCCCCCGGGGUGGAGGCGCGGGCGCUGUUCGCGGAGGGGGUGCGGGCCGUGCUGGGGGGGUGGGCGGCGCUGCAGCUGGCGGUGGCGCAGGGCUUCGGGGGCCCGCAGGGUCCCGAAAAGGCCGCGUGGCUCAGCUCGGCGCUGCUCGACUUCUUCGCGCAGAACGCUGACCUGGAGCAGGAGGAGGUGGAGGAUUUCCUGGCCGAGGUGAUGGACAACGAGUUCGACACGGUGGUGGAGGACGGCAGCCUGCAGCAGGUGAGCCGGGAGCUGCUGAGCCUUUUUGCCCGGGCACGGGGGGGGGACGUUGGGGGGGUGGGGGCGGCCCUGGGGGCUCUGGCCCGGCGUGGCCCCGCCCUGGCCGCCGCCCUGGCCACCGCCCGCCCGGGGGGAGACCCCCAGAGCCCCCCCGGGACCCCCCCCACAGCCCCCCGGAGCCCCCCGGAGCGAGGGGAGGAGGAGGAAGAGGAGGAGAGCGGCGAGGAAGAGGAGGAGGCCAUGGAGUGCGGGACACCCCCGCCCCCCUCGGACGGCUGGACCGUGGUGCAGCGGCGGCGGCGGCGAUGAUGGGGGGAGGGGUGUCCUGUGUGUCCCCCCCCCAGCUUGGGGGACACCCCUCCCCCACCCUGCUCCCCAAACUGGGGGGGAAUAAAGGCCCCUCCCCCUAUGGGGGUGUGGGAAGAGGAGUCGUGUGAUUAUUAAAGGGAGAGGCCGCUUGGAGAGCCCCUGGCCCCAC
This is a messenger RNA of Camarhynchus parvulus, 742 nucleotides long. RefSeq names its product TSR2 ribosome maturation factor (gene TSR2). Gene Ontology annotation, biological process: maturation of SSU-rRNA from tricistronic rRNA transcript (SSU-rRNA, 5.8S rRNA, LSU-rRNA). Bases 1 to 573 code for a protein of 190 amino acids. NCBI's taxonomy places the organism in Eukaryota, Metazoa, Chordata, Aves, Passeriformes, Thraupidae. The transcript has 5 exons. Gene Ontology annotation, cellular component: nucleus. The record is from RefSeq and is a predicted model, not a curated record.